Molecule: messenger RNA, 315 nt
Organism: Peronospora belbahrii
Lineage: Eukaryota; Oomycota; Peronosporomycetes; Peronosporales; Peronosporaceae
Source: the annotation of a GenBank genome assembly
AUGACAGACGGGUUUCUAGGUUUUGCACUUGUUGCUGCUGAGUCAGAUAAGGCGGACCCUUUUGCUGCGGCAGAUUUGGCGGCCGCAGCAGACGUGUCUUUGAUUGACGCACUGCAGGGUGGAACCGCGUCCGUUAACGACGAUUUUAUAGAUUUUACCCAGAGCAUCGAGCCAAGCGGCGAUGACGAGUUUGCUGACUUUUGGUGCUUUCACCAGAGUUUUAUAAACAAGAAAGAUAAUUUCACAGACUUGAAGCAAUCUUGCGCGGAAUUGUUUGGGGAGAAACGGAUAGUGGGUUUGGUGACUUUGCCCUAG